This is a messenger RNA of Phacochoerus africanus (Common warthog), 1926 nucleotides long. Its product is annotated as olfactory receptor 6N2. Lineage: Eukaryota; Metazoa; Chordata; Mammalia; Artiodactyla; Suidae. The record is from RefSeq and is a predicted model, not a curated record. Gene Ontology annotation, biological process: G protein-coupled receptor signaling pathway. Gene Ontology annotation, molecular function: olfactory receptor activity; G protein-coupled receptor activity. Bases 65 to 1018 code for a protein of 317 amino acids. Gene Ontology annotation, cellular component: membrane. The transcript has 2 exons.
CUCACAUAUAUCUAGCAAAGAAAGGCAAAGGCAGAUAUUGAACGAUGUUCUGUGCCUGCCUCCCAUGGAGCCAUACAACCUUUCAAGCCUGGCUGAAUUUGUGCUCCUUGGUUUCCCCAAAGUGGGACAUGUCAGGGGCUGGCUUUUUGUCCUGCUGCUGUUGGCAUACCUGUUCACUAUUUGUGGCAACAUGCUCAUCUUCUUAGUCAUACGACUGGAUGCAGCUCUACAUACACCCAUGUACCACUUUGUCAGUAUUCUCUCCUUCUUGGAGCUGUGGUAUACAGCCACCACCAUCCCAAAGAUGCUAGCUAAUCUUCUCAGUGAUAAGAAGACCAUUUCUUUUUCAGGAUGCCUCCUUCAGACCUAUUUCUUCCACUCCUUAGGGGCCUCUGAAUGCUACCUUCUUACAGCAAUGGCCUAUGACCGAUACCUGGCCAUCUGCCGGCCCCUCCACUACCCUGCAAUUAUGACCUCAGCACUUUGUGCCAAGAUGGCUGCUGGUUGUUGGACUUGUGGCUUCCUGUGUCCCAUUUCUGAAGUCAUCCUGAUCUCCCAGCUCCCUUUCUGUGGCUACAAUGAAAUCCAACACAUCUUCUGUGACUUUCCACCUCUUCUGAGCCUGGCCUGCAAGGACACUUCCAUUAAUGUCCUGGUGGACUUUGCCAUCAAUGCCUUUAUCAUCCUUAUCACCUUCCUCUUUAUUAUGGUGUCUUAUGGGAGAAUCAUUGGGGCUGUACUGAAGAUAAAAACAACAGCAGGAAGAAAGAAAGCCUUCUCUACGUGUGCCUCACAUCUUACUGUGGUCCUCAUCUUUUUUGGAAGCAUCAUCUUCAUGUAUGUGCGGCUAAAGAAGAGCUAUUCACUGACCCUUGAUCGGACACUUGCUGUAGUUUAUUCUGUACUAACACCACUGAUCAACCCAAUUAUCUACAGUCUCCGUAACAAGGAACUCAUUAAGGCCAUUAGGAGAACCAUCUUCCAGAAGGGAGAGAGAGCCAGUCCCAUGCACCACUGACUUUUGAUUAAGGCUUUUCUUCCACUUCAAUGUUGGUCUCAUAAAAGUUCUAUGUACCAUUGCACAUAUGUAUCAAUGUGCCUUGAAUAAUCGUCCCAUCAUCACACACGCAACAAAUCUUAUUUCCACUUACCUUCUCAAAGACUUUAUUCCUUUAUGUUUUCUUCUAUUUCCUGCAUCUUUAUACUUUUGUUUUUUCCUUGAAGAUUUCUUCCAGCAUUUAAGAAUACUUUAGUAUCUCCAUUCUCAAAAACAAACAUACACAUUUCCUUCAUUACAAAUUUCCAACCAGCUAGAGGUCUACUUUACCAUUCCCUUUUCCAAUCAAACUUCAUCAUAUCAAACAUUUUUUCAGUAUUAGUAAUAGCACAAUCUUCUGUUCUUUACUUAUUCACUUUUUGAUCCUUUCCAAUCUGAUUUUGGCUCAAAUCUUUCAAUGAAUAUUUUGCCCAGGUCAGUAAUGACCUCCAAACUGCCAAAUCCAUUAGACCCUUCUUGUCAUUCCUCUUUCUUGAACUUAUGAUACACUUAACUGAUUCUUCUCUUAAAAAAAAAUCUUGUCUCUUAGAUUCCAUGCUAUCCUUGUUUCAUAAUUUUCUCCUUAUCUCUCAAAUUGGUCUUCAUCAGUCUUUUUUUGUCCUGUAGCACUAUCUUUCUAGGUGCUCAGAGUUAUUCCUACAGAUUUAAAUUCCAUACCUAACUAUGCCAACAACUCUUGUACUUAUAUCUCCAAACCAGAAUUCUUUUCUGAGGUUCAGACUUAUAUACCCAAAUACCUCUUAACAACCGUAUCUGUAGUUAAAUGCUCCACCACUGAGCUAUACCCCCUUAACAAACUUAUCUGGAUAUAGCCCAGGAAUUUAAAACUUAACAUGUAAAAAAUGAGGAUUUCUUUUCCUUCUAGUCUC